This is a messenger RNA of Talaromyces marneffei, 456 nucleotides long. RefSeq lists its product as uncharacterized. The record is from RefSeq and is a predicted model, not a curated record. Gene Ontology annotation, cellular component: fungal-type vacuole membrane; fungal-type vacuole lumen. The transcript is spliced from 2 exons. Gene Ontology annotation, molecular function: ubiquitin protein ligase binding. Gene Ontology annotation, biological process: endosome transport via multivesicular body sorting pathway. NCBI's taxonomy places the organism in Eukaryota, Fungi, Ascomycota, Eurotiomycetes, Eurotiales, Trichocomaceae. The coding region runs from base 1 to 456 and encodes 151 amino acids.
AUGUGUGGUGCAGAUAUCUUUUUAGCUGUUUUGGCAGUUUUUUUCCCGCCCAUUGCUGUAUGGAUCAAGGUCGGCUUAUGUACCGCGGACUCGAUCAUCAACAUCGCCUUGUGCUGUCUCGGAUACAUACCUGGACUCCUACAUGCCUGGUACAUCAUUCUGAAAUACCCAGAUUCCGAAGACUACCCAGAAGGCUACCAGCGAGUCGACGAGUCUGGUAGAGACGUCGAAAAUGGCCGUCGCGUGACCUACUACUACGUGAGCCACCAGGCUCCUGUUCCGCCGCAGUCAGAUAGAAGAUAUGGUGCGACCGACAACACUUCGGCGCCGCAGGUUCCAUCACAAACGAGACCAGGAAAUAGCAGUGCUGCGCUGGAUGGGCCCUCCAGUAGCGCUCAUCCUCCGACCUAUGCCGAGGCUGUCAAAGGCGACCACAAAGUGCAGACUCAAGAUUAA